AUGCCACCAAAGCGCAAAGCAACUACCAACUUCAAUCUGAAAUCCUCUAAAAGGGCAGCUCAGGAGUCGACCUCGGGUACACCUCAAAGCUUGAGCAGCGAUGAUGAGUAUUCAGGUGGCUCUGUUGCCAGCGAAGGUGAAACAGAAAAGCUGAAGCAAGCUCGCGAAAGAUUUUCUGUGCAUUCAACUCAAAGGAAGAACAAAGACUCUUCGAAAAAUCUGGACAGAGAAGUGAGGCAGAGCGGCUUGAGCAACCUCUCAUAUUUGCCCUUGAAAUUUGAUCAUCCGAAUCGUCCACUUUGGGUGGAUGCCAAUAAAGCCAAAAUCACACUCGAGAGCUGGUCCACCAUAGCGCCCCAGGCUCAAGAUUUUUUAACCACCAUCGCCGAGCCCCUGUCUCGACCCGAACACUUGCAUGAGUACGCCCUCACUGUCCACAGCCUCUACGCUGCUGUGUCAGUUGGCCUCAUCCCUCAAGACAUCAUCAAUUUUCUUGAUCGAAUGUCAAAAACCCCUCUACCUCACGAGAUAAGAACGUUCAUUCUAGAGUGCACGAAGGCAUUUGGAAAAGUCAAAUUGGUGCUGAAAGACAAUCGCUAUUUUCUGGAGACACCAGAUAACAAAGUCCUCCAAAAACUCCUACAAGAUCCAAUCAUUAGUUCCCAGCGUCUGGAUCAGAAUGAUGUCAUCACUGAGAAAGCACCCCAAGUGGGCGGACUCGUGAUCCCUGGCACCAAGGAUGCCGCUGGGCUCAAGCAGCAGUCUGGCCCUCAACAGGAUAAAUUUGCCAUCGAAGGCCCCCAGGACGUGGCGAAUCGCGAGACUCAGCUAUUGGAUGCAAUUCGCGUCGAUGAUGACGAUGACGACGAGGAAGAGGAAAUCAGCGUUCACUCUAUCGAGAUCCCCAGAGAUAAUGUCGAGACGGUGCAAAAACGGUGCCUUGAGAUGGAAUAUCCUGUACUAGAGGAAUAUGAUUUCAAGAAUGACAACGACAACCCUAAUUUAGAUAUCGAUUUAAAACCUAGUACCACCAUUCGAAAUUAUCAGGAGAAAAGCCUGAGCAAGAUGUUCAGCAACGGUCGCGCAAGAAGCGGGAUUAUUGUCCUGCCUUGUGGAGCAGGCAAAACCCUUGUCGGAAUUACCGCUGCAUGUACAAUCAGAAAAGGCAUUGUCAUCCUGUGCACAAGCUCGAUGUCCGUCGUGCAGUGGAGAAAUGAGUUUCUGAAGUGGUCGAACAUCAGUCCCAAUGAUAUAGCAAUCUUUACAUCGGACCAUAAAGAGAAAUUCUCUCGAAACACGGGCAUCAUUGUCUCGACAUAUUCUAUGGUAACCCAGACAGUGAGACGAUCGCAUGACUCGGCGAAGAUGAUGGAUUUCAUGAAAAGCCGCGAGUGGGGUUUGAUGAUUCUCGAUGAAGUACAUGUGGUUCCCGCCUCGAUUUUUAGGAGGGUUACCCACGCAAUUGCAACUCAUUCCAAGCUUGGCCUAACGGCGACUUUGCUUAGAGAAGAUGACAAAAUCAAAGAUCUCAAUUUUUUGAUCGGGCCCAAGCUCUAUGAGGCUAAUUGGAUGGAGCUUGCCGAUCAAGGGCAUAUUGCUAAGGUGCAAUGCGCUGAAGUGUGGUGCCCCAUGACUACAGAGUUCUACCAGGAGUAUCUGCGAGAAAAGUCGAAAAAGAGACAAUUGCUUUAUAUAAUGAACCCUCGUAAGUUUCAAGCCUGCCAAUUUCUCAUCGACUAUCACGAAAGACGAGGCGACAAAGUGAUUGUAUUUUCGGACAACGUCUUUGCGCUGAAAGCCUAUGCUUUGAAACUAAAGAAAUUCUACAUCUAUGGUGGCACUCCUCAGACAGAGCGUUUACGUGUCUUGGAAAAUUUUCAACACAGCGAACUGGUCAACACAGUGUUUCUCUCCAAAAUUGGGGACACCUCGCUGGAUUUGCCGGAGGCAACUUGCUUGAUUCAAAUCUCCUCUCAUUACGGCUCUCGAAGGCAGGAGGCCCAAAGGCUUGGCAGAAUACUUCGAGCCAAGCGAAGAAAUGACGAAGGCUUCAAUGCAUUCUUUUACUCCCUAGUUUCCAAAGAUACUCAGGAGAUGUAUUACUCGUCAAAACGUCAAGCCUUCCUUGUAGACCAAGGAUACGCUUUUAAGGUCAUCACUCAUCUACAGGGAAUCGAGAACCUAUCCAAUCUGGCGUACUCGUCACCUGCUGAACGGCGGGAACUGCUACAGGAGGUCAUGUUGCAGAACGAGACUGCUGCUGAAGCCGAGAGCAUUGACGACGACCCUUGGUCCCGCUUCACCAACAAAGACAAUGGAAAACACAAGUCACUAAAUGCGGCAAAGAAAGGAGCCAAGCGAACGGCUGGCAUGCUUAGUGACCUCAGUGGAGGCCAAGACAUGGCAUAUAUCGAAUACAACAAGAGCCGUAACAAGGAGCUUAAGGGAAAGUCAAACCCACUUUUCAGAAAAUUCGCCAAAGAGCAACAAAAACGAAAGAAAGAGAGGCUCGAUAUGCAAUGA
This is a messenger RNA of Bacidia gigantensis, 2523 nucleotides long. RefSeq names its product transcription factor TFIIH complex ERCC-3 subunit (gene PTR8). Gene Ontology annotation, biological process: transcription initiation at RNA polymerase II promoter; nucleotide-excision repair. Gene Ontology annotation, cellular component: nucleotide-excision repair factor 3 complex; transcription preinitiation complex; transcription factor TFIIH holo complex. The transcript has a single exon. The record is from RefSeq and is a predicted model, not a curated record. Lineage: Eukaryota; Fungi; Ascomycota; Lecanoromycetes; Lecanorales; Ramalinaceae. Gene Ontology annotation, molecular function: 3'-5' DNA helicase activity; hydrolase activity; DNA binding. The coding region runs from base 1 to 2523 and encodes 840 amino acids.